Aspergillus homomorphus CBS 101889 is the source of this 1647-nucleotide messenger RNA. RefSeq names its product KR-domain-containing protein. Gene Ontology annotation, molecular function: zinc ion binding; oxidoreductase activity; fatty acid synthase activity. Gene Ontology annotation, biological process: secondary metabolite biosynthetic process; fatty acid biosynthetic process. The record is from RefSeq and is a predicted model, not a curated record. Bases 1 to 1647 code for a protein of 548 amino acids. Lineage: Eukaryota; Fungi; Ascomycota; Eurotiomycetes; Eurotiales; Aspergillaceae. The transcript has 3 exons.
AUGACUCAGCAAGGGGAUCUCUCGGUACAGUCCUCAGAACUGCAUCAAAUCGUCAAAGACACAGUGGCGGGAACCGUCAUCGAAGCACAGUUCUCCCCACCAAAGCCGAUUCUUUCCACCUGGGAAGAUAUUCAACGACCUGUUCGAUUGAUCAGCACGAGCCCAGGAGUCGAUUAUCUCGCAUGGGUCACCGAUGAAGAGAUCCUAGACAGGCCACUUGCGGCGAAUGAGAUCGAGAUUGAUGUCCAAGCUGUUGGGCUCAACUUCAAAGAUUUGCUAGUGGCCAUGGGGGAGAUCGACCAACCCGGCUUCGGACACGAAGCAGCGGGUAUAGCUGUCGGAGUAGGCUCCUCCGUGCGAACUUUCCAGGCUGGGGAUCGAGUGAUGUACCUAGGGGACCCUUCUCCGGGGAAGAUGGGUACGUUGCGCACCCGCAGCCGCACCCAUCCCGGGCUUGCGAUCAAGAUCCCCGACUCCAUGGGUUUUGAGAUCUGCCAAGACCUCUUGCAAGAAACAAUCCAGUUGUGGUCAAACGACGAGAUCCAAGAGGCUCGCCCAACCCAGGUCCUUGGUUAUGGCCAACUGAAAGAAGGGUUGCGCUUGCUACAGACCGGCAAGAGUAUCGGCAAGAUCACGCUUGUUCCGGGCACUCAUCCUGUUUCCGUCAUACCAGCGCCACUGCUGCCACUGGAGCUGGAUGCCAAUGCAUCGUUCAUCCUGGCGGGAGGUUUGGGAGGUAUCGGCCGUGGUAUCGCACUCAGGUUGGCUAGUCGGGGUGCCAAGCACCUCAUCUUCCUUUCACGGUCCGCACCCGUGCAUGAGGCAGGACAAGAGACGAUCGCCAAACUCAAGCUUUUCGGCUGUAAGAGCCAUGUCUUCCAAUGUGACAUCUCGGAUGAACCCCGUCUCCGUGAGGGAAACCGAAGCCAAGCCAACUACAAUGCCGGUAACAACUUCCAGGACGCCCUGGCCCGUCACCGUGUUUCCAAGGGGAUGCACAGUGCCCGUGUCAAUCUCGGCGCAGUCGUGGGCAUUGGAUUCAUUGCGGAGAACGUAGAAUACGUUGGAAAACACACGUUUAAGAUGGCCAAUUCCCAGACGGGGGACGAGGUCCUCGCCGCCGUCGAGUACCUGAGCGAUCGACGAAACCACACGAGUACGACGACCACCACCCGGCGUAGUCGCGAUACGGCCCAGCUCGUCUGUGGUCUCCGCACCCCGGCGUCAUACAGCCUCGGGAACGAAGACCAGCCGACGCAUCUCCGGUACCCCAUGUUCGCCCAGCUCUCACCCGCACUCUCCAAGGCCGGUGGUGGUACCGGUGCGGGAUCGGCAACCGCACCCUCGGCAGCCCACCUUCGCAACCACCUCAAGGCAGCUACCACGGCUGAGGACGCGGCGAGGAUCAUUUACAAGGCGGUGCGGCGCAAGGUGGCGGAUCUGCUGAACGUCGCCGAGGACUCCUUCGACGACAGCCUCAAUGUCCGCGCCAACGGGGUCGAUUCGCUGAUCCAGAUGGAAUUCCGGACCUGGUUCGCUAACGCCAAGGAGCUGGGAACUGUCGUGCCGUUGAAGGACUUGGCCAAGGACCUGACCCAGUUGAGCGCCAGACUUGUGUCCCUGAGCUCGUUUAGCAAGUUUCGGUGA